AACAUACAUUAAUCAACAGCACAUCUGUCACAACACCAACAGCAAUUGUCAUCCUUAAGACUACUGAAGAAAAGGCUCAGCAUGGAGAGGGAACCACAGAAGAUAAGAGAAGGAUAUCUUGUCAAAAAGGCAAUUUUUAAUAAAUGGAAGCCUAUGUGGGUAACACUACUUGAAGAUGGGAUCGAAUUUUACAAGAAGAAAAGUGAUAAUAGUCCCAAAGGAAUGAUCCCUUUGAAGGGGAGCACUAUAACUAAUCACUGCCAGGAUUUCAGCAAAAGAAUGUAUGUGUUCAAGAUCACCACAACUAAGGAGCAGGAUCACUACUUCCAAGCGUCCCACCAAGAAGAACGAGAUGCUUGGGUAAAAGAUUUGAAAAAGGCAGUUAAAUGUAUCGAAGACGGUCAAAGGUUUGCACGGAAAUCCACAAGAAGGUCUAUUCGAUUACCUGACACUAUUAAUUUGAGUGAGUUGUAUAUCUCCAUGAAAGACCCAGAUCGUGGAAUCAGAGUAUUAAAAUUGGAAAAGGACAAAAAAGUGUUCAAUCAGUGCUUUACAGGUACCUGUGUAGCUGACUGGUUAAUAUCAAGCAAAUCGGUCAGAAACCGCCAGGAGGCUCUUAUGCUGUCCGCGGCACUACUGAACGAAGGUCAUCUUCACCCAGCGAAUGAUGUCGCCAAGAACGCUGCUGAAGGUUUAGCGGAAACUACAUUACUUGAUACAUCAGAUGCAUUAUAUUACUUUCCAGACAGUGGUUUCUUCUGUGAAGAGAACUCCAGUGAUGAUGAUGCAAUACCUAGAGAGGAAUUUCGUGGGAUAGUAGUAAAACAAGGGUGUUUGCGGAAACAGGGUCACAGAAGGAAAAACUGGAAAGUACGUAAAUUUGUUUUGAGAGAAGAUCCUGCAUAUUUGCAUUAUUACGACCCGGCUUCGGGGGAUGAUGAUCCUUGUGGAGCUAUUCACUUACGAGGCUGUGUAGUGACUGCUGUAGAGGAUAUGAUGGAUGGAAAAAAGCAGGACAUAGACAAGAAUUAUUUUGAAAUCAUCACAGCAUCCGAGGUGCAUUAUUUUCUGCAAGCAGCUUCAUCCGAAGAGCGUAAAGAGUGGAUUAAAGCUAUUCAAACCGUGUCCAAAAUAGGAAAGUGAUUAUUAAAUGCGAAGCAUUAGAUACAUUGUUGUUAUUGUUAAUUGGAGAUAAACACACAGCAUAUAUAUAUAUUUUGUAAUGUUUGUUAUUAUACAACAUGCACAUUUUUAAAUAUGUUUCAAUAGCUAUCAUGCGCAGUGCACACAUACUGCAGGGGUCUAUGUAUAAAGUAAAUA
This is a messenger RNA of Pelobates fuscus (common spadefoot toad), 1320 nucleotides long. RefSeq names its product pleckstrin (gene PLEK). The record is from RefSeq and is a predicted model, not a curated record. Gene Ontology annotation, cellular component: plasma membrane. The transcript is spliced from 9 exons. Gene Ontology annotation, biological process: intracellular signal transduction; actin cytoskeleton organization. Lineage: Eukaryota; Metazoa; Chordata; Amphibia; Anura; Pelobatidae. Bases 82 to 1143 code for a protein of 353 amino acids.